AUGACUCGCCUACAUAUUUUCCAUGCCUUGUUCCACUCAGUAGCAGCAUUAGGCUACAUUCCUUUUGCGCUAUCCUCUACUCUCAUCUCUUCCUCAACACCAUUUGUCACUAUACCACCAAUUGCCGUUAUUCUUAUUGCAUUUAUCCCACCAUUAACCUUCUAUCCUGUGCUCUGCUUCUCAUAUCGUUACUUGGAGCGUUUCAAGCGUAUAUCUUUGUCUAUCCAACGCGCCAGGAUGUACGUCAUGCUGGCAGGAUCCGGUCUCUGCUUCAUAGUAGCAGUACACUUGAUAAUGGUACACUCCUUAGCGAAUUCACGCGACACUAUUUAUAAUCGUAAGAGUUACUUCGCUAUUCGGCCUUCGCAAUCAUUGUUUACAGCGUCUAUUGGCCCAGAAUCGACCACUACAGUGCUUGUAGUAAAAGGCACUGGGGAACAAAGUACCAAGACUCCAACUGGCGAUGACAGAGUGGCUAAAAUGAAUGACAAGGCAGAAGCUAUGCUGUCGCCAUGGACCACCUAUGUGCCUCUGUCUAAAGAGCAGGCUCAUCAUGGAGGACAACAGCAGCAAAUGAUGGUGGGGUCCGAUGAUAAGAAUACCGUCUCCGAUCAGCCAAUCACUUCUGUAGAAUGGAGAUGGGAUGCACAAAGAUCUGUGUUUAAGUUCCUGUUACCAUCCCAUUGUGGACAGUCUCAGCAAUCCCAGGAAGAAUGCAGGACAUCCUACCAGGAACAGGCUUUUAUUAUUGCGAAACAGGCUCCACAAAAGGCAGCAGAACCAGUAGUUAGUAGUUCGAGAACUGUUGAUAUAUCAAUUCCUAAGUCUGUUGCAGCAACAAGUAACGCAUACAAGGUUGCCCAAUUCAAAGCAUCGCCAUCAUUAUCGCCAUCAUUAUCGCCAGCAUCAUGGUAUCCACUUUUGACAAAUACGCAUGCAGGCGAAGCCGCAGUGCCUUCUACAAAAGCGAAAACUGACGCCAGUUCUGCACAGUCACAGUUGAAUUUACCUCUUGAUCCAAGUACUGUUACCUUAGAUCUAUCCUCUUCUCUGGCUGUUAGCAUUGUAACCUCCAUUCCUGUCGCUUUUGAUGAAGCACUUCAGUCAAAGCAUAAUAAUGCAGACCUAAAUGCUGAAAAGGUUAACAGGAUAACUCGCAUGAAGGAGGCACUGUUAUAUAAAUAUCAUAGCGAUGACGAAGAUCGCAAGUCAUUCCAGCCGCUUGGAUUCGACAUCAAAAGUUCGUAUUGGCUACUGUUUAUCGGAUCUCAAGGAGUAUUAGUCUUUCUACUAGUGAUGCUCCUUUUGGGCGUCUUGAUUUUGACAGAGUAUGUGCUGGACCAAGAGGAUGAAGAUUGCGUGAACCGAACGUUUCUAUACUGGGGCAGAAUUUUUGGUGUUACUAUAGCAACCGUCACGAGUGCGAUCCACGGAUCGAUAUUAAGUGGAUAUGUGUUGAUAGACGGGCUGUCUGAUUGGAUCGCCCAGGCCGCCGUGGGCUCCAUCUGUCUAUACUGGGUAAGCAUGGUAUGGAUUAUGAAUCGCAUUAUUGGUCCACUACCGUAUUGA
Messenger RNA from Lobosporangium transversale, 1569 nucleotides. RefSeq lists its product as hypothetical. The record is from RefSeq and is a predicted model, not a curated record. Lineage: Eukaryota; Fungi; Mortierellomycota; Mortierellomycetes; Mortierellales; Mortierellaceae. The coding region runs from base 1 to 1569 and encodes 522 amino acids. The transcript has a single exon.